AAGUCACGCGAGGAAGAGGAAGAAGAAGCCCCGACCUAAAUCGUAAUACGCAGUUAGUUGUUGGGUCUCUAUGAAUUAGCGUUACUCUCCGAGAAGUAAUGGUUAACUGUGGCGGACUUUGGAUGCUGCUGUCCACAUCUUCCACGCCGCUGUACGGGGUCGGUGUUGUGAAUGCAGAUACGAGGCGGUGGUGAAGAGUUCCUGCUACGAGCUUUCCGCUAAAUCUCUCUGAUUUUGUUCCGCUUUGAGAAAAUGCGACGUCCGCCGAGCUGCACUUUUGCUUAGCUUCCUCGAUAAUGAACUCUUUUUUUCUUAUUUUUUUACAACAUAGCAGUCUUUUUUUAAAACUAAUUUAAGAAAUAUAUAUAUAUAUAUAUUAAAAAAAAAAUGGAUAACGCCAUUAAGACGUUUGUGCAGAUGUGUAAUUAUCUCCAAGAGCCCUGCCAUGUAGCGAGGUUUCAAAAAUUAUGCGGUAUUGAAGGGACGUUUCCGGACAAAACGACCAAGCCGCAGGGUGGACAGUCGGAGUCGGAGGGUCCCGGGCUGAGGAGGAGGCUCCAGGGCUCGGAGGUCGGUGUCGGUAACGGAGAUGCCGCCGUGCCGCAGGUUAACGGGAUGCAGGGCGACGACGCCUCCAGGCCCGGCGAUACAUCAGCAGCUGAGGCCGACCCAGAAACCACCAGAGCCAAACCCCUGCGGAGAAACUCCCUGACCGGGGAUGUGGGUCAGGAGUUCCUGGUGCACAACAAGUUUCUCUUCUACCUGUUCACGUUUGGGACUGAGCUGGGCAACGAGAUGUUCUUCAUCAUCUUCUUCCCCUUCCUCUUCUGGAACAUCGACGCCCUGGUCAGCCGGAGGCUCAUCGUGGUCUGGGCCUGGAACCUGUUCGUGGGACAGUCCACCAAGGACAUGGUGCGCUGGUCCCGGCCGGCCUCGCCUCCCGUGGUGAAGGUGGAGGUCUUCUACAACUCCGAGUACAGCAUGCCCUCCACCCACGCCAUGACGGGCACGGCCAUACCCUUCUGCCUCUUCAUGCUGACCUACGGACGGUGGCAGUACCCUUUCCUCUUCGGCUUCUCCGUGGCUCUCAGCUGGAGCGUCCUGGUCUGUGUGAGCCGAGUCUACAUGGGGAUGCAUUCUGUCCUGGAGGUAAUCACUGGCUUCCUGUACAGCCUUCUCAUCCUCGCAUGCUUCCAGCCAGUCUUGGGCAAGAUCGACAACUACUACAUGACGGACCACUACGCUCCUCUUAUGAUUAUCGUGUCACACGUUAGCCUUGGACUCGUGGCUUUCUCUCUGGAUACGUGGAGCACCUCUCGGGGCGACACGGCCCAGGCGCUGGGCACCGGGGCCGGAGCUGCUCUGGCAACCCACGCGAACUAUCAGCUGGGGCUGCUGCUGGAUCCGCCGCUGUCCUCGCUUCCUCUAACUUUACCUCCGCUCAGCAUCGGCCUGGUGUUACUCUCCCUGCUGCGCUUCCUCAUCGGAGUCGCUGUCAUCCUUGUCACGAGGAUGGCCAUGAAAGCGGUCACUAUACCGUUCCUGUGCCGGCUGUCCGGGCUGCCCACGGACGACGUGAGAAGGGCCCGGCAGCACAUGAGGGUCGAGUUGCCGUAUCGUUACAUUGUCUACAGUGUUGUGGGUUUUGUCUGCGUGUGCGUUGUGCCUCUCCUGUUUAGGAUCUUGAACCUUGCCUGAGCGUCCGCGUGCUAACCGUCACGUCCUGCUGACACGUUCACCGACGCAGCGAAAGCACCCGGAAACAGUGUUUGUUGUUUAGAUGAAGGAUGUGUUUCUGCAUGGCAAAAACUCGUGUAAAGGAUAAAUCAGAUGAUAUUGUCGACGCAUCCCACUAAAAGAUCCAAAAAACCCUUAAAUGAACUGAUCCGCUGAGUAUUGUUUAUGUAGCCAAAGCCUAACGUAGCUUACCACUCCAAAAACUCUGUAAAGGUGAGCUGCACAGCUGCUGGGAACUGGGUCACACACCACUGUAAUAAUAUUUUUUUUUAGCUUAAAGCUGUUUUCAUACACCCUGGAACAUUUCUACACAUCAUUAGAGGACCUGUAUAGGAGAGGGCAAAUAUCACAGUCACAUCAGACAUUAAACAACUUCUGUGUAAGCAAACUGAAAGGCAGGUGAGCACGUCACAUCCUGCUUCCUGAUCACUCUUGCCAGUUGCUAAAUUAAAGAAUAUUUCCAUCAGUGAGAGUGAAACGUAAUAUAUAUAUAUAACCCCCCACUCGUCAUCUGUGCGCGUUAAAUCAGCUUAAAUCUUGUGUCAAAUGUCGUCGUGCUGCUAAAAAUACACCCCUAAAAAUGUAUUUGUAUUGGCUGCCUUGGAAAAUAGUUCAACAACUAAUUCAUUCCUUACUUUUAGUGUUAAUCGAUAUAAACUUCAGACUCUAGCUGUUUUUUUAGGUAUACGCUCACUUAAUCCAGAGAGCCUGGAGGAAAUAUUAAACGUGGCUAACAACGCAGCUAGUUUUCAUCUUUUCAUGGGAUUUGUUGACGCAUCAGAUGCGUAGAAUAUCACCUGCCUUAUCCUUUAACAAUCACCUGUGGUCGACACACUUACGUGUGAACUGGAACAUAGCAAACAAAAUCUAUCGGAUGUACUGUAAAGAUGCUCGUGUUCGUCAGUGACGAAUCCGUUGUACAUUUCCGUCGUUCUUCAAAAUAUAUAGUUCGUAUGUUAUCAGAGUUUCAUGCUCUCAGAAUAAACCAAACAACGAUGCAGUAAAGUCUGAAGUCACCUCACUUCUCAUUUGUUGUCGUGUUUUUAAAUCAAAAGCCUGAAAGCAAUAAGAAGAUACUGAAAGUGUUGGAGCUCUCAGGUGUCAGCGUAGGUAAUGAGCGCUAUUUAAACGUCGAAGACUUUUUAACUUUGUUGUGUCGUCACUUACCAUAUUCAGCAUUAUAUUACCGCCUCUCUUUUGUAUAUUUCGUGUGACACAGAAUUGUUUGUUUGUAAUCCUGGCCCAAAAAGUUAUUUGAAUGGAGAGAAUCAAGAAAAAACAAAUAUUUUUGAUAAAUUAUUUUAUCAGUGUGAUCAGCCGAGUUGCUGCUCUAUAGGGAAGAAAUUUUACUACUAGAAAUUCCAGAGACAUUUCAUCUGUUUUUAUUCUGCAGAAUAUAAACACUUGGAACUUGUUUGAUUGUUGUAAUGGUUUGUAAUUUGUUGUAAUGUUUUAAUUAUGGCUAACUGAAUUAUUAAACUCAGAAUAUUAACCCUCAACUUACUGUGUUUCAUGAGAACUUGUAGGACUGUUUAUGGGUCUGCUGUCCUCAUCAACUCUCCCAUCACUUUCCUUUGUUAUGCAAGGACUGUGUCUGAAAACCUAUGGAAGAAAGAACAAAAAAUAAAACACUUUAAAAAGUU
Mugil cephalus (flathead mullet) is the source of this 3380-nucleotide messenger RNA. Its product is annotated as sphingosine-1-phosphate phosphatase 1-like. Lineage: Eukaryota; Metazoa; Chordata; Actinopteri; Mugiliformes; Mugilidae. Gene Ontology annotation, molecular function: sphingosine-1-phosphate phosphatase activity. Gene Ontology annotation, biological process: sphingosine metabolic process; phospholipid dephosphorylation. The record is from RefSeq and is a predicted model, not a curated record. The coding region runs from base 388 to 1698 and encodes 436 amino acids. The transcript has 3 exons. Gene Ontology annotation, cellular component: endoplasmic reticulum membrane.